AUGUUCAAGAAGGUAAAUAAUAUAAAAGAAAAUGAUCAACUUCUCAAUUUGGGUACAUUCAGACUAAAACUUGCUGAAACCCUCAGCAAAUUGGGUCUACCUGCAAAUGGCGCUAAACGUGGUCGACCUAGUGGGAGCACAAUACAAAGAGAACUUGUAAUGAAGAAGUUCCGAGGACCAGCUCAAGCAAUUCCUUUGAAAGACGUCAGAUUGGAUCAGACAUGUCAUUGGGCAGUUUGGAUAAGCUGGAUAAGCAGCAGAGGUCGAGACGAUGAAUUCGUGAAUGGCGAUUUCAACCCCGGCAAGCGUUGCGUAAACAUGUGGGACGAGGGAUGCGUGAAUGGGCAACUUGUUGGAUCAGGUCGGGACGAUGAAUUCGUAAAUGGUGGAUUUAACCCUGGCAAGCGUUGUGUCAAUAUGUGGGACGAGGGCUGUGUGAAUGGACAACUUGUAGGAUCAGGUCGUGACGAUGAGUUUGUGAAUGGUGGGUUCAACCCUGGUAAACGAUGUGUGGGAGUAAGCUGCAACGCACAUAAUUUAGGUAAUGACCAGCGACGCACCAAAAUAAACAACAGACUCGCCUAUUUUCUUACGAAACACUUCAAGAAUAACCACAAC
This is a messenger RNA of Brenthis ino (lesser marbled fritillary), 618 nucleotides long. The record is from the annotation of a GenBank genome assembly. NCBI's taxonomy places the organism in Eukaryota, Metazoa, Arthropoda, Insecta, Lepidoptera, Nymphalidae.